Molecule: messenger RNA, 1363 nt
Organism: Cimex lectularius (bed bug)
Lineage: Eukaryota; Metazoa; Arthropoda; Insecta; Hemiptera; Cimicidae
Product: protein Mdm4-like
Exons: 6
Coding region: 116-1000 (294 amino acids)
Source: RefSeq, a predicted model, not a curated record
UGUUCAGCUUUGAAACGAGGUGUAUCCGUAGGCCGUAAGCCCGUAACCCGUCUAGGUUCGUUCUUCAUUGUUCUCCACCGUACUUUUAAGUUUCAUCCUAAGUUUCAAAGUAACAAUGAGUGCUAAGACCGCGAUACCUGCGACCUCGACAGAAAGGAGUGGGCUUUCAGGCUUAAAACGUGCAAGGACGUCCUCCGAUUCAGAAGAUGAUGUUACAACCAAGAGAAGUUGUAUAUAUGUCCUUGCUCCUGAAUCCGAUCUUGAAUCUGAUUCAGGUACUGAAAGCAUAUUAAGCAUCCAAGACAAGUCAACAGAUAUUGUUAAAUCGCCCACCGACACCUGUUCGUCGUAUUCUUGGACCAGCAGAAAUAGUAGCGGGGCUUUUAUUGAUGUGGGGGUCGUGUCGUUGACAGAGUCGGACAGGGUUUACGAUUGCAUCCAUAUCAGAAACUCUUCCUCUACGUCUGAAGAUGCGAAACCUUUGGCAGCUGGAAGCCCAAUAGUCGACCACAGGAUUUCGAACAGUUCCGUGCAAACGAUCGAUGAUGAGAGUUUGUCCGAGUUAGAGGAAAACGACAAGAAGUGGACUUUCAAAUAUUGUCUAUGGUGCAAAUUAUUAAAUAGCAAUCCUUAUUUCAGAUAUUGUCAAAAAUGUUAUCUGUUAAGAAAAAGUUACCUUCCGAUGAGGCCGUGUCGAAAAAGACGUCAGACGAGAGUGGACUUGUUAAGUGAUUCGUGUAAGUUAGACUCAGCUGACAGUGGCAUUGCUUUAUCACAAAGCCAGUCUUUUCACAACGAUACCGACGAGAUGAAAAUCGAUCCUACUGGCGAGUUGUGCCAGAUCUGUCUCGUCAGGAGGAAAGACGGUGGGUUCUGUCACGGCAAUAUAAUCCAUGUGUAUUCAUGUUACAAAUGUUCAGUGAGAGCGUACAAGCAGAGUGGGCGUUGCCCCGUUUGCAAUAUAAGGACUAGACAGAUAUUUAAAGUAGUAUCUGUUUAACGAUAAUCCCUUUUCUAGGCAAAAAUUAUUUAUAACAAAAUCUAAUUUAUUUAUUUUUUUCUUAUAAUAACAAAAGUCGAGUUUUGUUACGACGGCUUUGACAGAGUCAUGUUAAAGAAAACAAAUGAUCUUUUGACAUUGGUAUGUCGAUUGUUACAUAGCAGAUUGGCAUACUUAAAUUAUUUAUGUACAUAUUGUAUUUAUUAUUUGGACGUUAAAGAUCAUCUUGGUCUGCCUAACGUUGCUGUUAUAUAUUUUUAUGUUAUGUAAGAGGUCUAAAGUUUUGGACGCACUUAGUUACCAUUUAUUUCUAAGUCAGUAUAUUUUUUUAUUUUUGUAAAUAAUAAAAACCUUUAAAAGGAA